AUGCUUCGACGGACACUAGCGCUCUUCUCGGAAGCCACGCGCUCCACUCAGGCAUCCUCGUCUGCGGACAUCCUGACCUCGCAUCUGUCGAAAAAGCAUCUGCCACCUACGCUCGCACGAACGGCUCAACCUCACAAGAACCUCUACCAGCUGCUGUCCGCGCUACCGAACGACGGAGUCGGCACAAGAGUCCGACAGCGCCGCUGGGUGUCGAAAGGUCUGGAUGUGGAACACGACGUGGAUCUCAAGGCACACGUGACCGAGUUGCUCGAAGAGGGCGCCAAGGAGACCAAGGACGAGGGUCAUCUGUGCUAUUGGGAAGUCACCAAGGUCAGGUUGAAGGAUGGAGGGAACCAUGGCAAGGCUUGGGGAAGGCUCGUUUGGAGAGGCAAACCUAUUACACAAGCCGACAAGGGCGAACGCAUCCCAGGCGCUCUCAAAUACUGCUGGAGCUCUGCGCACUGA
Messenger RNA from Kalmanozyma brasiliensis GHG001, 465 nucleotides. RefSeq lists its product as uncharacterized. The coding region runs from base 1 to 465 and encodes 154 amino acids. The transcript is spliced from 2 exons. Lineage: Eukaryota; Fungi; Basidiomycota; Ustilaginomycetes; Ustilaginales. The record is from RefSeq and is a predicted model, not a curated record.